GCAGUCAUCACUUCAUUAGUCAAAUUCGAUAUCCUUAUACACAUAUAUAAUUAUAAAUUAUUUAACAAAUAAUUAUUAUACUAUCAUUACUAUCCCUAAUAAAUUGUGUAUUAAUAUUUUUGUUUCAUUUUUUAAUUUAUUUUCUAUAAUAAUAUGUCAUUAUGUCAAUAUUUCUAUAGUACAGAAUAGAUGAAAUACCUAUAGAUAUCUACACUCAAUAGAACGACUAUCAGCCAGUGGCCACUCGUGACUCGUGAGUACUCAAUGUGUCGAUAGUCGAUACUCAAUACCUACUCUAUAAAAUAAUAAUUAAAUAUUCAUCAAUUUUUUAUGAACUAUCAAUUUAAUUAUUAUUACUUUAUGAUUUAUGUCUUUGUUAUGAUGGGCCUUUGCAGCUGUAGAUAACGUUAUCAAUAGCAAUCACUAAAAACAGCUGAUGGUAGUAUUAAGUUCUAUGGAGGCCAUAGAGUAAUACUAAUUACUCUAUGAUGGAGGCACAGCUCAUGGAGGUAGUGAGUUCUUUGAUCUCAGAGCAAGUCUAGAGGUCAGCCUUUCAUUGUCUGUGGUUCAGAUUUAAAGGCAAAUAGCUUUUUUUGAGAAUGAUAAAUAUAAAUUUACUGUAGAAAAAUUAAUUUUGUUGAAUCUCUAAGAUAAUCAGUACUAAUUGACAAAAUAUGUGCCAAAUUUAUUUUAGCGGCUAGGUUAUAAUAUAGCUAAUGCUCUUUAAUGUUUAAAGUGUAAGUUUCAGCCACUUCAGAGAUAGCAUUUCAUAUUUUACCUAUAUUUCCAAUAAAUUUCCAACAUAACGUUAAAUUUCUGAUUCGUUUUUUAGUUAAACAAAAAAUGAAAAGGUAUUUACAUCGUGGUCUCAUUAUUAAAUAUUAAUUUCUAAAAUUAAAAUAUGAAAUAAUAUUUUUAUUUUUUCACUUGCUACGGAUUUGGCACCCAUGCUCUACUAGGCUACAACGAUAUCGCAACGUGGACAACACAUUCCAGUCUUAGAUCUAAGAUUCCAGUAAACUGAGUAAACAAUAAAUGGAAGAUUGUCUUUAUAUGUUUCGAACCGUCGGUCUUAUCAAUAGAUAAUGUGACGUCACUACUAUUUAUGCCUAUAGCAGUUGGUUGUCCACGUGCUCUUACUUCCUGAUAGCGCAUAACUUGUAAACGAAAAUCGUGAGUUAGUACUAUUAGCUGGUAGCUACUUACUAAUUACUAUAGGCUUAAAGCUUAUGCUACAGUUUGGUGUCCACUGCUCCACUACACCGUCUAACUGCCAACGCGAUGUCAAACGUGGACGUUUUGGAACAAUUGCAGCUAGUACUCAGGCCUGACAUGUUGGACCGGCGGAUCGUGUGCAUCGAGGAGACUGACACUGCUAAGGCAGACGUGAUCCUAUCGUUUUACAUGUGGUACGUGUUCACCAAAACCGAUCGGCCCGUGUGCAUGGUUGGUGUCCGGGACACGUACGGUCACUACCAGAACCUAGGCGUGAAGUUCCAUUACAACCUGCUAUCGAUGUACAAUCAGAAGCGAUUUGCGUUCAUCGAAUCCGCCGUGUCCGUUGACAGCCUGGUCGACUGCGCGAAAGAGUUGUUGGAUAAGCACCCCACCGGCUUUGUUUAUAUGGUGGUGGACGACAUUAGUUCACUGUUGCUGUUGGGUGUAAAGUUUGAAGACAUUGUUGGAUUCCUGGCGUUUGUUAAGCGCCAACCUCGCCUAUACUUUGUGUUUGGCUGUUGGAAACACAAGGCAGACGAAUCAGCUAAGAGGUUAGCAUCUGCUGUAUCGCAUCUAUCAGACAUCAGGGUGUCACUGGCACCAUUAGUCACAGGGUUUUCAAACACUGCAACAGGCACUAUGAGGAUCACUACUCAUGAAUCAUUCUACCGCAUAGACGAUGUGUCUUACCUGUACAAAUUGGCUGAUAAUGGUCUCAAGUUAACAUUAAAUUCAGGCACUGCCAGAUAAAAUCAUUAAGUUUUUAACAUUUUAUAAACUGUUAUAAAAUGAUAUGAUACGUACUAUUUGUAUAAAAUUAAUAUAUAUAUAUAUUGUAAAUAAAUAUCAACUAACAAUAA
Messenger RNA from Rhopalosiphum padi (bird cherry-oat aphid), 2078 nucleotides. RefSeq lists its product as uncharacterized. The coding region runs from base 1282 to 1968 and encodes 228 amino acids. Gene Ontology annotation, biological process: tRNA wobble uridine modification. Gene Ontology annotation, cellular component: elongator holoenzyme complex. The transcript has a single exon. The record is from RefSeq and is a predicted model, not a curated record. NCBI's taxonomy places the organism in Eukaryota, Metazoa, Arthropoda, Insecta, Hemiptera, Aphididae.